This is a messenger RNA of Colletotrichum aenigma, 2841 nucleotides long. It is a transcript of the gene INPP5F, whose product is annotated as Phosphatidylinositide phosphatase SAC2. Gene Ontology annotation, biological process: phosphatidylinositol dephosphorylation. NCBI's taxonomy places the organism in Eukaryota, Fungi, Ascomycota, Sordariomycetes, Glomerellales, Glomerellaceae. Gene Ontology annotation, cellular component: endoplasmic reticulum. Bases 1 to 2841 code for a protein of 946 amino acids. The record is from RefSeq and is a predicted model, not a curated record. The transcript has 3 exons. Gene Ontology annotation, molecular function: phosphatidylinositol-4-phosphate phosphatase activity.
AUGCCCGGUAUCGCACGCAAGAUCAUCAUCUGCGCUGCGGUUGACGGCCUGAUAAUCCAGCCAUUCGUGACCAAAGGACAACGCCCCGCGCAACCGGUCAGGAUCAGAUAUGGCGACUCUGCAAUAACCCCUGCAAAUCGUGAGCAGAUCCCCGAUCUUUCCCAGCCAAAUUCCUCGUUUGAGGCCUUCGGCGUUAUAGGACUGAUCACGGUCUCGAGACUCAGCUACCUGAUCACGAUCACUCGACGACAGCAGGUUGCGCAGAUUUGUGGCUGCCCGAUUUACGUCGUCACCGAAGUUGCCCUCACCCCUUGCGCCUCCCAGAAGGACGCUAGCGAUGCGAUCGCACAGACGGCACUUCACCUCGAGGAGAGGAAGACGGAUAAGGACGCCGACGAUAGCGACAGCGACGACUUCGUCGAGCUCCCUGCCAGCGGUGACGAAGUCGAGGAUCAUGCGCCGACCAAGAAUGGAGCCGACCCUGUUAAAAGCACUGUCGCAAAGGAUGUUAUUGGCAGAAGAGGUAGCUACGGAAGGUUCGCGCAGAGAUGGUUCAGUAAGAGUGGAUGGACUCAAGAUCAGAAAAGGAAUGCAGGAUGGAGCGGCACUGCGGACCAGGUUCGUCGCUCCGUCGAUCAUGCUGCCGCUGCCAAUGCGGCCUCUAGUUCAGCCAUAAACGACUCCGACGAACCCGUGCCGACGUCGACUUUGCUUCCAAAGCUCCUCAGAAUGACCCAGAUCUUCUUUGGGUCAUCGCGUAGCUUCUACUUCUCGUACGAUGUCGACAUCACUCGGCGAUGGGCAAAUGACUCGAGGUUGCAGUCUGACGAAGUGCCUUUGCACACCCGCGUCGACCCCAUGUUCUUUUGGAACAAGAAUACUCUGAGGCCUUUCAUGAAAGCCGAAGAGUCACUUCUGCUACCCCUAAUGCAGGGCUUCGUUGGCCAGCGGCACUUUGUAGUGGACAGCAGUCCCCCGCAGACAGACAAUAGUCUUGGAGACUCUGUAGAGAUGUCAACAAUCCGACAGCCCAGCUCCGAACCAACUUCUCCGCCGACGGAAACCGUCCGGAACUCUAUCGAUCUUCGCCCUACUGAGAAGAAGUUCCUCCUGACCGUGAUCUCACGCCGGUCUACGCAAAGAGCUGGUUUGCGAUAUCUCAGACGCGGCAUCGACGAGCAGGGAUAUGUCGCGAACGCCGUCGAGACAGAGCAGAUUCUGUCCAGCACAACCUGGGACAAGUCUUCAAAGAUUUACUCGUUCCUUCAGAUUCGCGGUAGUAUUCCACUAUUCUUUACUCAGUCGCCAUACUCCCUGAAGCCUGCGCCCCUCAUUCAGCACUCACCCGAAGCAAACUAUGCCGCAGCCAAGAAGCAUUUCGAGCGUUUGACGACGGAGUACGGCGGCUUGCAGAUCGUCAACUUGGUGGAAAAGCACGGCGUGGAGUCGACGCUCGGAGGCCAGUACGAGAAGACGCUGGAAAGGCUGAACGAGGAAGUCUUCACGGGUGAGAAUGCCGCGGUUCCCUUUGAAUGGUUCGAUUUCCAUGCUGCGUGCCGUGGAAUGAAAUUCGAGAACGUCAGUCUGCUUCUCGAUGAUCUCCGCGACAAGUUGGACAAUUUCGGCAGCACCGUCGAAGAAGCCGGCAAGAUUUCUACAAAACAGCAGGGCGUUCUUCGCACCAAUUGCAUGGACUGCCUGGAUAGAACAAAUGUCUGCCAGAGCUCGUUCGGCAAGUACAUGUUGGAGAGUCAGCUCAAGGCGGAAGGAUAUGAUCUUGCUGCCCAAGUUGACCAGCAGACCCCUUGGUUCAACACGCUGUGGGCAGACAACGGAGACGCCAUUUCGAAACAGUACGCAUCAACAGCCGCUAUGAAGGGCGAUUACACGAGGACGAAGAAGAGGAACCUCGGCGGAGCUCUUAAUGAUCUUGGUCUUUCAAUGACACGCUUUUACAACGGCAUGGUCAAUGACUACUUUAGCCAAGCUGCCAUCGAUUUCCUGCUCGGCAACGUCAAUUCCAUGGUCUUCCAGGAAUUCGAAGCCGAGAUGAUGACCAAGGACCCCGCCGUUUCCAUGCUAAAGAUGCGAGAACAAGCCAUCGAGCUCUCCCAAAGACGUGUCAUCUCAGACGAGAGCGAAGAGUUCAUGGGCGGCUGGGUUCUCUUCAGCCCUCACACAUCCGACAAUCUGCGAUCUCUUCCCUUCGAAGAGGUUGUCCUUCUCCUGACCGACGCCGCUCUGUACCUCUGCCGCUUCGAUUGGAACCUCGACAAGGUCUCCUCCUUUGAGCGCAUCGACCUCGCGCACGUCGUAGGCAUCAAAUUUGGCACGUACAUCAUCUCGACCGUCUCCCCGGGCCAGACGGACGAGACGAAGAACGUCGGCUUCGUGGUGUCGUACCAACCCGGCAAGAACGACGUCACCAGGACCAACACCAGAACGUUUUCCAACUUGGGCGUCAAGCGCAGCAAGACUUCGAGCACCGAGGAGCACCAGCAUCCUCACGCAGCACAACCUGCACAGUCUGCCUUGAGCAGUCUCCUCGGCGGCGGUCGCCCCAAGGCCCCGCCGAUCCGAAAGGUCGCCUUCAAGGCGCCGUACUCCCAGUCCUCCGCGGCGGUCACCGGGGAUGGGCCGAAGAUGAGCGAGAUCCAGCAGGUCGUCAGCAUCUGCGCCGAAGUCGAGCGCUUGGCAUUCCUCAGCCAGCCGGGCAAAGAGAGGCCCGGCACCGAGAGCAUCAUCGAGAAAGGCGACAUCAUUUCCUUGGAGGAAGCGAGACAGAGCACUGGGCUUUUAGACCACCUGAGCUACUCCAUCAAAAGACUUGUAUGGGCAUAG